AUGCUCCAGAACGCACACCACCAAUGCCAAGGAGCACCAUCGCAGGCACGUCAUCUCUCGGCCAACAUCAGAAGCAGCGCGAAGGCCCAGCACUGGGCAGCGGUCUUGAGCCUGUUGCGAAGUGCAACCGCGUCGCGAGUCGACGUCCAGUUGUCUGUCUACACUGUCGGUAUGACCGCUUGCGCAAAAGGCCUGCGGUGGCAGCAGGUGCUGGCGCUGCUCCGGGAAAUGCCGCAGGUGAGCCUCGAACCAGAUCGCAUCAGCUACACCUGCGCGAUAGCUGCCUGCGAGAGGUGCAAGGAGUGGCAGCAGGCGUUGUCGCUGCUGAGGAACCUGCAGCAGGAAAACUUAGACACCAACGCAAUAGUCUACAGCAGUGUCAUGAGCGCGUGUGAGAAGGGCGGGCAGUGGCAGCAGGCGCUGUUGUUGCUCACGGAAAUGAGGCACGAGAAGAUAGAAGCGGAUUCAGCUACAGUGCUGGGAUCAGCGCGUGCGAGAAAGGCAGGCAGUGGCGGCGGGCUUUGGCGCUGCUCAGUGGCAUGCGGGAGGCGAGGUUGGAGCCCAAUGCCAUCAUCAAUAUGCUACAACGCUGGGAUCAGCGCGUGCGAGAAAUGCGAGCAGUGGCAGCGGGCUCUCCUGCAGCUUGUCGAGAUGUGCGAGGCGACCGUGGAGCCCAGUGCCAGUCCUGGUCAGCUACAGCGCUGGGAUCAGCGCGUGUGCGAAAGGCGAGCAGUGGCAGCGGGCUGUGUCGUUGUUCAGCGGCAUGUGCGAGGCAAAGCUGGCGCCCACCGUCAUCAGCUACAGCGCUGGGAUCAACGCGUGCGCGAAGGGCGAGCAAUGGCAGCGGGCCUUUGUUCUGCUCAGAGAGAUGCGGGAGGCAAGAUUAGAGCGUAG
This is a messenger RNA of Prorocentrum cordatum, 894 nucleotides long. The record is from the annotation of a GenBank genome assembly. NCBI's taxonomy places the organism in Eukaryota, Dinophyceae, Prorocentrales, Prorocentraceae.